Colletotrichum phormii is the source of this 888-nucleotide messenger RNA. RefSeq lists its product as uncharacterized. Bases 220 to 669 code for a protein of 149 amino acids. The record is from RefSeq and is a predicted model, not a curated record. NCBI's taxonomy places the organism in Eukaryota, Fungi, Ascomycota, Sordariomycetes, Glomerellales, Glomerellaceae. The transcript has a single exon.
CCACCGCCGAGAGGUCCCUCAUGUAAGGUAGGUAUUGAUCACCGUACCUACUUAACAAAGACCGCCGCUCGCCGUUCCGAUACUGGCCGCUCGCUACAGUAGGUAGAUGUUCCCGGAGAGGUGGGUUGGUAAGUACGGUAGGUAGUUUCUUUUCCCAAUGUCUUACUUUACGAUACAAAUGUGUGGAGGGAGAAACAUUCACAGUCCUCUUCAGCCUUCAUGUCCAUUCCGAGUCAAGUGUCUAGCAUCUGCAGGAUAUCAAACCCCUCUCUAUGUGGUUUUCACUCUUUCCAUCCCAAGUCCGGGCAGGAAACCAAAGCUCCAACCACGUCGGAUACCUACUUGUCAAUAUGUACAUGUCCGACGUUCCGCCCAGACCCUUUUGAUAUCUUACACUCCAAACCCUCCCGUCCACUCACCGCAAGACAGGCGGGGUCCACCGGUGACAGUGACAGUGACAUGCUGCUUGCCGGAACGGUGCCUUGCCUUACCCUCCAACACUCGAAUCAUUCACUCGCUCGCAAACUGCACGUUACACACCCUCUAGACGGUGGCCCGACCAAAAAAAGUCCAGCCCAAAUCCUCUACCCCUCCAUCUCACUGUCUCGUGCCAUAAGUCAGUCACUCAUCUUUCCCCUCCCUGUCGGCCUUGCGCCCAUACGCCUCUGAUCUACCUACCUUACCUUACCUACCCCAAAACCGCCUCCGACCCUUCAUUCCUACCUACCAUACCUACCUAUCUAUACAUGAUUACAUGACCUCCCCGGGACCCUCCAGUCGCAAAGGAUCAAAAACGUGAACAAACCCAAGAAAAGAAAAGAAAAGAAACUCCAAAGAAACCGUAUUAUCGUCCUCGUCCCAAACAAGUCAUGAUUUCCUCGCCCUGAA